AUGUGCGCGUUGUACUCAAAAACACAACAAAAUAUAAACGAAGAAAAUUCUUCUUCUUUUCUUUUUCUUCUUCUUCUUUUCUUCUUCUACUUCUUUUCUUUUUCUUCUUUUCUUCUUUUCUUCUACUUCUUUUCUUCUUCUUCUUUUCUUCUUCUUCUUUUCUUCUUCUACUUCUUUCCUUUUUCUUCUUCUUUUCUUCUUCUUCUUUUCUUCUUCUUCUUUUCUUUUUUCUUCUUCUUCUACUUCUUCUUUUCUUCUUCAUCUUCUUCUUUGUCGUUAGUUAGCCAUCCUUUCUUUCUUUCUUUUCUUUCUUUCUUUCUUUCUUUCUUUCUUUCUUUCUUAGCUUUGAUUACUUUCUUUUCAUAUAUUUCGAAACAUUACUUUUUCUUUUUCUUUCUUUCUUUCUUUCUUUCUUUCUUUCUUUCUUUUCUUUCUUUCUUUCUUUCUUUCUACUCUCUUUCCUUCCUUCCUUCCUUCCUUCCUUCCUUCCUUCCUUCCUUCCUUAGCUUUGUUUCGUUUUUUUCAUUCUUUAAUAAGAUUGCUUUCUUUUCUUAUACUUCGAAGCAUUACUUUUUCUUUCUUUCUUUCUUUCUUUCUUUCUUUCUUUCUUUCUUUCUUUCUUUCUUUCUACUCUAUUAA
Messenger RNA from Acanthosepion pharaonis, 639 nucleotides. The record is from the annotation of a GenBank genome assembly. NCBI's taxonomy places the organism in Eukaryota, Metazoa, Mollusca, Cephalopoda, Sepiida, Sepiidae.